Molecule: messenger RNA, 2065 nt
Organism: Trichomycterus rosablanca
Lineage: Eukaryota; Metazoa; Chordata; Actinopteri; Siluriformes; Trichomycteridae
Product: serine/threonine-protein kinase DCLK2-like
Exons: 10
Coding region: 1-1617 (538 amino acids)
Biological process (GO): protein autophosphorylation; regulation of mitotic cell cycle; negative regulation of apoptotic process
Cellular component (GO): cytoplasm
Molecular function (GO): protein serine/threonine kinase activity; ATP binding
Source: RefSeq, a predicted model, not a curated record
AUGGUGCUGGCUGAAGACCUGCAGCGCUGUUCGGUCCAGAGCUGCGAGGACACCGGGCGACGCUUCUGCUUCCAGGUGGUCACGCCCACAAGGAGCUGUACGUUCCAGGCCGACUGUGAGGCAGGUACACGGGCGUGGAUCAGCGCCAUUCAGAACCUGACUGAGAGAGAAGAAGAAACAGUCGAGAGCGAGGAGGAAUCAAACGGGUACGAGGACGAUUCGAAAUCAGACUCCAGUAAGACAUUAGUGGACGGGGAGAUUCAGUUGGAGGACUCAGACUCGAGCGAGCAGACAGACUCCCAGGGACCGCAGGCGUCUUCUAAAGCUCCAGGUGGGAUCAGUUCUGGAGAAGUCGUCUGCGAUGCUCCCGAGAACAAGAAUGCUGAAGGAGAACCUGCUGAGGAAGAACCUGCUGAAGGAGACCCCGGUGAAGGAGAAACCACUAAAGAAGAAACCACUAAAGGAGAAACCGGUGAAGGAGAACCCGGUGAAGGAAAAACCACUAAAGGAGAAACCGGUGAAGGAGAACCCGCUGAAGAAGAACCCGGUGAAGGAAAAAACGCUAAAGAAGAAACCACUAAAGGAGAAACCGGUGAAAGAGAACCCGCUAAAGGAGAACCUGCUGAAGGAGAAACCACCGAUGGAGGACGUCAAGAGGAGAUGACGACCGACACGAACCCGAACAGCUUUGAGAGCCAAUACACCGUUGAAGAGCUGCUGGGAAAGGGAGGCUGCGGUUCGGUCUACGAAGGCAUCCAUAAGGUGGACGGGAACCAGAUCCUCCCCAGGAUCCUCCCUACAACCUACCGGGACAUUAUUCAGACAAACCCGGGAUGCACACUAAGAAGAUCUGAGUCACUGGUGAUACCAGAUACCACGGGAUGCCUUCGGAUGUCUCGUGGAGUCCACGUGUCGGUGGUUGCCAUCAAAUACGUGGUGAAGGAUGAGCACCUCAGAUUUACCAGGAUUCCCGGCGAGACAGAGUUGCUCCCCGUCGAGGUGGCCCUGAUGCGCAUUGUGUCCAGGCCGCCCGCCAGCCCGUACGUGCUGAAGCUCCUGGAGUGGUUCGACACGCCCGAGCGUUGCAUCCUGAUCCUGGAGCGGCCCGUCCCCUGCGUAGACCUCUACCAGCUGAUGCUCAAGAAGGGUAGGCUGAGGAUGCAGUUUGCCCGGCAUGUAAUGCGGCAGGUUGUCCUGGCGGUUCUCCACUGCCGGGAUCGCGGUGUCUUGCACAGGGACAUUAAGCGCCAGAAUGUCCUUCUGAACACGGAGACGCUGGAGGUGAAGCUGAUCGACUUCGGAUGCGGCGACCUGUUGAAGGACACUCCGUACUACACAUAUUCAGGCACGUGGGAAUACUCGCCACCCGAGUGGAUAACCAAGCAGAAGUACUAUGGCUGCCCUGCGACCGUCUGGAGUCUGGGCGUACUGCUGUAUGUCUUGGUUUGUGGACGCCUGCCAUUUCGGUCUAGGAAGGAAAUCACCAAAGGGCGUCUAGUGUUCAAACCUGGUGUGUCUGAUGCCUGCUGCCAUCUGAUCGAACAAUGCCUCAAGAAGAAGCCCAGCAAGCGUCUCACCCUCGGGCAGAUCCUUCUGCACAGGUGGUUUGAUGAGUAAGCCGAAGACUAGGUCCAGACGGUGUAGAUCUUUAACCGUACAGGUUUCUGAAGGCUUCUGCUAACGGUAAAAACGAUCAAACCUUUUAAGAUUUGAGCUUUUUUCCAGGAAUAAGAAGGUUCAAGAGCUCUGGGAGGUCUUUCUGGGUGAGUAGCAGAUGAUGAAGGUUUGAUAUCUAUGCAAGGUUUAAGUCUCUAUUUACAGGACCUCACAGGACCUUACCGGACCUCAAGGACGUCACGAUAGCGUAACGGUAGACCUCUAUAAAUUAACAUCUCCAACCUUUCAGGGCUGGAUCGUGUCUAACUGCAUUUCUUGCUUGUUUUCUCGACGCAGGUCAACGAGCAUCUCGAUCCGGAAGACGAGGAGAUUCUUCUUACAGUUACCAGCAGCUUCUUUGUUUAUUAAAUAAAUAAAUUGUUCAAUAAAGACAUGAACUGUACCGUUA